AUGGAUAAGGAAACAGAACAAACCCUAAAUUACUUACCUUUAGGUCAGAGCGAUCCCUUUGGCAAUGCCAAUGACGGAACAAUCGGCGAUUUCCUCGGAAGAUUCUGUAACCCUCAAGAGAUUUCACUACAAUCCUUCUCCCUCAAUUCUCAGAUCUCUGAGAAUUUCCCCAUCUCUGGAGGAAUCCGAUUUCCACCGUAUCCAGGAGAACAAUUCGGAUCUGAUCGGGAAUUUGGAGUUCUCGGGUCGCAACCAACGACACAGGAGAGUAACAAGAGCUCGUUGUUGGAUCCAGAUUCUUCGGAUCGAGCUCCGACCACGAAAUCCAACUCCAGGAAGAGAAAAUCGAACCCUGCUCCUGGAAAUGGCAAGGAAUCUCCAGCUUCAUCGUCUCUUACAGCUUCCAAUUCAAAGAUUUCAGGAGAGAAUGGUGGAUCCAAGGCUGGGAAGAGAAGUAAGCAGGAUGAAGAUGGGAGCAGUAAAAACGUAACAGAGAAGUGCGAUAGUAAAGGCGACAAUAAGGACGAUGCAAAGCCUCCCGAGGCGCCUAAAGAUUAUAUUCAUGUUAGAGCAAGAAGGGGUCAGGCAACCGAUAGCCACAGCCUCGCUGAAAGAGCAAGAAGAGAAAAGAUCAGCGAGAGAAUGACGUUGCUUCAGGAUCUUGUUCCUGGUUGCAACCGGAUUACAGGGAAAGCGGUCAUGCUUGAUGAAAUUAUAAACUACGUGCAGUCCUUGCAGAGACAAGUCGAGUUCUUGUCAAUGAAGCUCGCAACUAUAAAUCCAAGGAUGGAGUUUAAUUCUAGUGCUGCUUUAUCCGCUGAGAUGAUACAACCGGGAGAGUCUUUAACGCAGUCGCUUUAUGCAAUAGCUUGCUCAGAGCAAAGACUUCCAUCAGGAUACUAUUCCCUUGGCAAGAACAUGCCAAGAUUCUCAGACACGCAAUUCCCCUCGAGCGAUGGAUUUGUUCAAGCUGAGACACAGGGAUUCUGGGAAAAUGACCUGCAAAGCAUUGUUCAGAUGGGUUUUGGAGAUAUCCGACAACAGAGCAACAACAACAGCUGUUCUGAGCCAACACUUCAGAUGAAGCUUGAGCCAUAA
This is a messenger RNA of Arabis nemorensis, 1098 nucleotides long. NCBI's taxonomy places the organism in Eukaryota, Viridiplantae, Streptophyta, Magnoliopsida, Brassicales, Brassicaceae. The record is from the annotation of a GenBank genome assembly.